Wickerhamiella sorbophila is the source of this 1863-nucleotide messenger RNA. Its product is annotated as Homeobox protein HD-3. Gene Ontology annotation, molecular function: DNA binding. Bases 1 to 1863 code for a protein of 620 amino acids. The transcript has a single exon. Lineage: Eukaryota; Fungi; Ascomycota; Dipodascomycetes; Dipodascales; Trichomonascaceae. The record is from RefSeq and is a predicted model, not a curated record.
AUGGACAACAGCAUAUGGGACACAACCGUUUGCUCCAGCAUUCUAGGGGCCCCCGAUAUUUUUGAGGACGACAAGACUCUGUUCGCCAACGCUGACGCCUGGGACGAGUUUCUUGUUAAAUCAGAUGAUUUGGACUCUUCUAAUUAUACUGGUAGUAUGCAUUAUAUGCCAAUAGGGGAAAAUGAUGCUGAGGACACCGCCUCUGCUGGUUCAGAGGCUUUCACAGAGUCUUCACUACCCACAAACCCGGUUGGGCGACACCAAAGAAUGCAUUCCGCUGCUUUGACUACUCAGCCACUGGUGCCCAUGGCCCAUUUUGACGGCCCGAGCAGUUCUUCGACCUCUCAGCAUACCCACUCUUUGACCACGCUAGACGAGGAUGCUUUUCGGGCCGAGGACCAUUUUGCCACACUGAUGCACAAAGUUCCAUCUACGCAGGACCUCUCACAAGCGCCCAUUACCCCAGAUAUGACUCUCAAGUCGCCAAUGUCUCGGCAACCACUACCACCGCUGCCCGUGCCAUUAGCAACUCCUCGAAAUGUAGCAAACCCACAGUCCAUGAUAUCGCAGCAACGGGGAUCGCCUCCAAAAGAAGACGAAAAGCCGAAACCCAAGUCUGGUGCAAUUCAACGAAGGCGAAUGACCGAGCAGCAAACAGUGCUUUUGGAGUCGAGUUUUCAGCAAAACCCACGACCCGAUGCGGCCGAAAAAGAGCGUUUGACAAUUGUUGCUGGUCUUCAACUACGUACGGUGCAAAUCUGGUUUCAAAAUCGCCGUGCAAAGGCAAAGGCUCGAAAACAGCCAUCACAACACUACGAUAUGGUCAAGCAUCUCGAGCAGAAAACUCCUGUCCAACAGCCCAUUGUGCCUCUACUACGUACGAGGUCUGUGCCAGCGGUUCCAGCUCUAUCUUUGAGCACGGCGGGUGCUGCGGCGGCAGUGGGAGCAGUAUCUGCGUCUCCAGGCUAUCUUUCAGAUGGAUCGAAUACGCCAUGGAGCGAGCUUGCGAGUCCAAUGGCAGACAUGUCGGCUCAGAGUCCGUUGAACGAGCAAUGGUCGAGACAAAGCCAUUUGCUCCAGUCACCAUACAUCUACGCGAGAGAUGGUUCAGGCAGUAAUGCGGCAAGCGCUGCUGCGGCGGCUGCGCUGGGACGCCCGCCACCGCUGAAUCGAUCUAAAUCGACGUCUGUUUUGCCUGGAUACACAAAGGGUGAGCCCAAGCGGCGAAAGGAUUCCAAUGCAAGCCUUCUGGGGCUUCGAAGCGGGCAAACCACACCGCAGUCACGGGUAUCUCCAAUGGGUUCACCGCGAGCCUACGCGCCCCGUGUUACCGCGGCGCCCUUGGAUGCUCGGGUCGCUGCAAAUUUCCUCCAUCAGCAGCAGCAGCACAGGAGACAGCGCAGCUAUACGCAACCGUCGUUGCAGCCAGCCGCAGAGGACGACAACGCACCAAUGCGGUUAUCAUUGGAUCUUAACAGCGACCAGGCACGCCUAGUAUGGGUGCCCGCAAAAAAAGAUAGCAAUUCGGCCGGGCCGGGGGGAAUUACCACUAGUACCCCCGCGGCGGCGGCUGCUGCAGCUGCUGCUGCCAUAUCGGCCUCAUCAAACCAUGGUGAGCCCUGGCCGACUUACGCGCCGCGCACUCCAUCGCUAGGAUCGCACCUGGGAUGGCCGAAUAUGCCGCCCAAUGCUCCGGCAACUGCACCAUCAAGCCGGCGGGACUCGGUUGCCAGUCUAUUUAGCCUCGAGGAGGAAGCGUCACCAGGCAUGUCACCAGGCCUGUCAGGCGUGCUUACACGAAGGGUUUCUCGACCGGCCAUUGACUCGGUUCCUGAAGAGGAAUCGCAAUUUCUUGGGUUUUAA